AUGCAUUUGUCAAUGGAUACCCUGGGAAUAGUGGAUGAUAGUUGCCUAGACAACUAUGACAUGGCAAAAGGUGCUGGGUCAAGUGCCGGAGGCAGGGUUCACAGUAUCGAUGUCAUACUGGGAUUCACUAAAGACCAGGAGCCUUUACUCCAUUCAGCAGAAGGUGAUGAAAGCCAGAAAGCAAAUGGAGCAAACCCUCAGGAUCCUGAAAAGAUGGUCCCAUCGGACCCCUACGCUCACCUACCAGACCUCGGAGACAGCUCCCAAAAUUCUUCCUACCAUGAAUCUGACAUUUUCUCUGGUGACAAAUGUGAGGGAGAGAUGAGCAACUUGCAAAAGGAGGCAGAUGAUGCUGAGGGAUCACCAGAGACCACUAAAGAUGAAGAGCACUCUAAAAAGAAACACAGAAGAAACCGCACCACUUUCACCACCUAUCAGCUUCAUGAGCUGGAGCGAGCCUUUGAGAAAUCUCACUAUCCAGAUGUCUACAGCCGUGAAGAGCUGGCAAUGAAAGUCAACUUGCCUGAGGUUCGAGUUCAGGUGUGGUUCCAAAAUCGAAGGGCAAAGUGGAGACGUCAAGAAAAGAUGGACACCACAACCAUGAAGCUCCAUGAUUCCUCCAUGCUAUCCUUCAACCGUCCACCGAUGACUCCAAACGUGGGGCCAGUAGCCAAUCCAAUGCCGCUAGAUCCCUGGCUGACCUCACCUAUUUCCAGUGCCACACCCAUGCAUACCAUUCCAGGUUUCAUGGGUUCACCUCAGAGCCUACAACCCACCUAUCCAAGUCAAAGCUUCCUUAACGCCCCGCCAAUGACGGUCCAGUGUAUGCAGCCACAUAUGGGGCCACCUCCUUAUCAAUGUCCUCCCAGCUUCAAUGACAAAUACCCAACGGAGGAUGACAGGAGUUCAAGCAUCGCAGCACUCAGGAUGAAGGCCAAAGAGCACAUUCAGUCAAUGGAUAAAACCUGGCAGCACAUGUGA
Molecule: messenger RNA, 981 nt
Organism: Oreochromis aureus
Lineage: Eukaryota; Metazoa; Chordata; Actinopteri; Cichliformes; Cichlidae
Product: retinal homeobox protein Rx2-like
Exons: 3
Coding region: 1-981 (326 amino acids)
Biological process (GO): positive regulation of transcription by RNA polymerase II
Molecular function (GO): DNA-binding transcription factor activity, RNA polymerase II-specific; RNA polymerase II cis-regulatory region sequence-specific DNA binding
Source: RefSeq, a predicted model, not a curated record